AUGACUGUCGCAGACCUUCCCGCUGUGUCGCAGCAAUCCGCUGGUGGUAUUAGUUUUAAGAAGCGCAAGUAUGAAGAAGAAGAAGAAGAGGAGGAAUCCAAUUCAGUUGUUAUGGAACAAGUAUCAUCAGAACUUCGUCAACCAGACUUACCAAAAUUCAACUUGACAUCAACAAAGUCUUCAGCUAAAGAAGAGCUUGGUGAGAAAUCUUCUUCGCAAGAAUGGCAAACAGUAGAGAGACGACCAAAAAAGAAAGCUAAGAAGAUACCAAAGGCUGGAAAUGGAAAUUACCCUGCUAUUACUUUCUCAGCAAAAGAGUCUCGGCUGUCGGGACAAAUCAAGAUUGGAGAUUUGCAAUGUCUAGUCCUCUAUCUUCUUGCUGAUGGCAUGGCCCCUCAGUUUGUUUCUGUCCGCCAUCGACCACAAUUUCGAAAAGUUGUCGUGCUUAUGGUCCCUGGGCUUGAAGAAUCUAUGUUCGGUACUAAACCUGCUUCCGAUGGGCGUCGAUAUUCCCCGGAUGAAUAUCUGCCCCGCAAGCUAAAGUCUGAAGCUCUGCCUGGAAAUCUAAAGUUGUUUGGCGAUAUGUUUGAGUAUAUAUGGCCAGUCAAAACACCAGGAGACAAGAGAAAUGCAAAGAUGCAUUCCCCUUUACAUGCUAUGCUAACAGCACCUGUAACUAAAAGCCAAGAAAACAAGAAUAACAAUGGGAAAGGACCCAGGAAUGCUAGAGAACCUAAUGGCUGGCAGAACACUCGCACGCCAAUAACUCAAUUUCUCACAUCGCCAGAAGACCUCCAAGAGAAUGGUUAUACCCUCCAUCCCGCAUCCUACAACGACGUAAUCGAUAAAAAUAACCUGGCAGAGCAGCGAAAAACCUGGGAGGUCGACGAGGCUCAUGGAUGGGUAGAUACAGAAGUCAACAAUUUUGAUGAAGGAUCGGUCCCAGAUGAUGACAUUGAGCAAGGAAGUUUGACAGCUGGCAGAGAGAUCUACGCUAUGGAUUGUGAAAUGUGUAUGACUGACAAGAAUGAGUUCUCACUCACGCGCAUAAGUAUUGUUAGUUGGGACGGAUCAGUUGUACUUGAUGAGCUUGUAAAACCCGAGAAGCCAAUCAUUGAUUAUCUCACUCAGUAAGUUUUCAUUUCUUCGUUUGAUCAUGUUGCUAAUGGUUUGCAGGUAUUCUGGUAUCACCGAAUCAAUGCUUGCUCCAGUCACAACAACAUUACAAGACAUACAGAAGAGACUAGUCAAACUAUUUCACUCACGAUCGAUCUUGAUCGGUCAUUCACUCGACUCAGACCUUAAAGCCCUCAAACUUACGCAUCCAUAUAUUAUCGAUACUGCUGUUAUAUAUCCUCAUCCUCGUGGUCCACCACUCAAAUCCUCCUUAAAAUGGCUUGCACAGAAGCAUCUUGGUAAAGAGAUCCAAAAGGGACAUGGAGCAACUGGUCACGACUCUACUGAGGACGCAAGAACUUGUCUUGAUCUUGUAAAGCUCAAGUGUGAGAAGGGAUCUGACUGGGGAGCAAAUGACUCACAAGGUGAGAACGUCUUCAAGCGAUUAGCCCGAGCAGGCGUUCGAUAUAAGAGCCAGGGAGGAUCAUCCAUACCAGAUUUUACAGAUGGUAAAUCGUCAGCCGCUAUAGAUUGGGGCGAUCCAAAGAGAGGUCCUGGUGGUGCUGCAACCUUCUCCAUUGGAUGCCAAAGUGAUGAGCAGAUCAUGGAAGGUGUCAUUCGAGCUACAAAUGGGGAUCCUGAUGGGAAGGAGAUUCCUGGUGGUGGUGUGGAUUUCGUCUGGGGAAGAUUUAGAGAGUUAGAGGAUCUAAAGGGUUGGAACAACCAAAGACUUCCUCGUGCUUCAGAUCCAAAAGUCACAGCAGUAGAGAAGGACAAUGUCACAGCUCCUGAAAGCGGCGAAAGCAUGAAAGUAGAUACUGACCUGGACAAGUCAAACUCUAAGCCAGCAUCGGACACUACCAAAUCCAACAUUGCUACUAAGGAAAAUGUUAUGGAGGAUAUCGGUGUUACCAAGAAUUUGGAAUCGUCAACGACUACAAGCACCGAGCCACCACAAACAAACCCAGCCACACUCUCGCACCCUUCCGACCCCUUUGCAUCCGCCACCCUGACUCUCACCAAGCGCAUCCACAAAAUCUACGAAUCGCUUCCCCCUUGCACAGCAUUCAUCAUCUACAGCGGCUCAGGUGAUCCAAAAGAAAUGGUCAGAUAUCAAAAAAUGAAACAACAGUUCCAACAUGAGUACAAGACGAUCAAAUGGGAUAAGUUAAGUGUUAAGUGGACGGAUGUAGAAGAACAGGCUAUGAAUAGGGCGGCGGAUCAGGCUAGAAAUGGAAUCGGGUUCAUUGCUGUUAAAUAGGGAUUAGGCAUGAAGAUAGGGUUUGGUGGAGCUUGGAUGAUGACCAUAGAUGUGAUAGAUGAACUCAAUAAACAGGUGUGUAUAUAUAGAAAGAUAUACCUAGUAAUAUAGAAGCAAAUUCUUCAUUUUACAA
Molecule: messenger RNA, 2510 nt
Organism: Sclerotinia trifoliorum
Lineage: Eukaryota; Fungi; Ascomycota; Leotiomycetes; Helotiales; Sclerotiniaceae
Source: the annotation of a GenBank genome assembly